Anas platyrhynchos (mallard) is the source of this 3957-nucleotide messenger RNA. RefSeq names its product SDS3 homolog, SIN3A corepressor complex component (gene SUDS3). The record is from RefSeq and is a predicted model, not a curated record. Lineage: Eukaryota; Metazoa; Chordata; Aves; Anseriformes; Anatidae.
GGAAGCGGCGGCGGGGUCCUGGCGCGGUUGCCGAGCAGCCCGGCAGAGGCGGCAGGGCGGGCGGAGGUGCGGGCACGGCUCCCGCUGCGUCCCGGCGCCAUGAGCGCGGCCGGGCUGGUGUCCGCCACCCCGCCGGUGUCCGCCACGCCGCCCGGGGCUCCGGCCCCCGCCAUGCCCCCCGGGCCCGAGUACUACGAGGAGGAGGAGCUGGAGAGCGCCGAGGAGGAGGACGGCGAGCGGAGCGCUCGGGCCCGCGACUCGGAUGAGGAUACUGAGGAUGCCAGUGAGACUGACCUGGCAAAACAUGAGGAAGAGGACUAUGUAGAAAUGAAAGAGCAGAUGUAUCAGGACAAACUGGCAUCUCUUAAGAGGCAAUUGCAACAAUUGCAGGAAGGUACUCUUCAGGAAUAUCAGAAAAGAAUGAAAAAGUUGGACCAGCAGUAUAAAGAAAGGAUACGAAACGCAGAAUUGUUUCUCCAGCUGGAAACAGAUCAAGUGGAAAAAAAUUAUGUCAAGGAAAAGAAGGCAGCAGCAAAAGAAUUUGAAGAUAAGAAAAUUGAGCUUAAAGAAAAUCUGAUUGCAGAGUUGGAAGAGAAAAAGAAGAUGAUUGAGAAUGAGAAGCUAACCAUGGAAUUAACAGGAGAUUCUAUGGAAGUGAAGCCUAUCAUGACGAGGAAACUGAGGCGACGACCAAAUGAUCCAGUUCCCAUCCCAGACAAGAGGAGGAAACCUGCCCCUGCUCAGCUAAAUUACCUGUUGACUGAUGAGCAAAUAAUGGAGGACCUGAGAACCCUGAAUAAGCUUAAAUCACCCAAGAGACCAGCCUCUCCCUCCUCCCCUGAACACCUCCCAGCUACACCAGCAGAGUCUCCAGCACAGCGGUUUGAAGCCCGGAUAGAAGAUGGAAAACUCUACUAUGAUAAAAGAUGGUACCACAAGAGCCAGGCCAUUUACCUGGAGUCUAAAGAGAACACUAAGAUCAGCUGUGUCAUCAGUUCUGUGGGCGCCAACGAGAUCUGGGUGAGGAAAACCAGCGACAGCACAAAGAUGCGAAUCUAUUUGGGACAGCUGCAGCGAGGAGUUUUUGUGAUUCGUCGACGAUCAGCUGCAUGACUGUAUGCUCUUCCUUGCUCUUCUUUUUUUAAUUAAAACCAAUAGACAAACAUCUAAUGGGGAAUGGCGGUCUGUUCACUCUCAUCUUAGCAACAGAGAACAUUGUCAUGACCUCUUAUGAGACACUUUGUGGCUGGCCACGUUAUCCACAGUAGUCCUAAAAUCUUGAGUGAUACCCAAGCACUGCCCUGGACUAUUUCUGGACUUUGCAUCAGGCUUCUGUAUGUUUUCUUUAUGUUCUGGGUGACUAAGAAGACUUUGCAUCAUACUUUUUUCAUCAUUGUUUCAUGAUGCAUAGAUUGGACUUGUACGUUGAAGACAGCAUAACAUUUCUGUUUUGAAUCAGACCGAUGGAAGAAACUUUGCUUGUCAAGACCUGAGGUUGUUUGUUUUUUGUUGGUGUUUUCCUGCAAGGCUCAGGAUGUUGAGCAAAAGGAGACUAAUCCUGUCAGGUUCAAUUGCAGCUGAGAUGCAUCUGUAAUAUAACAUCAGCGUUAUGUGAUGAACAGGUUAAAGACUCGAGCGCUGAGGCUUUUUUGGGAAAGUCUGAUCAGUUCAGAAACUGCUGAAAAUCCAGUUGAUUUUAAUGUAGUUAAGCAGUCACGUGUGGCUAAUCUGAAGCUUCCGUUUCUCUUCACAUUAAAAAACCCUUCAAUGAACCUGCAGAGAGUAUGUCUAUACUGCUACAGUAGAUUUCCUGAAAUAGGCAGACGAGUAUAAAACAAAGGAUUAAUUGACUUUACAAGUAGCAAGACUAUAGAAACAAUAUGUGAGUAUAACCAUUUGUACAUGUAGAGAAAUGAAGGAUAAAUAUCAGUCUGGUACAGAGUGGACAGCUGUAUUGACAUGUUCUUAGCGUACAUCUGAAACCUUCGUUCCCUAAAACAUCAUACAAAGGUUUCCCUUUGAAGGGUGUUUUAAUUAGUGGAGAUAACACUGGAUUUUAUGCUUAUCCUCCAGAAACACGAGUCAAAAUGUUCAAGUGUUUCUAUGAAUGUACUCCCUUCCAGGGCGUUUCAAGAUCUGACUCUGAUCUGCCUCUGAUGGCUGAAGCCACCAGUACCGUGUGUGACUGUACUGGCGUGAACUACACAGCACCCUGGCAGCACUGUCAGAUCUCCCUUCCGUGCAAAUCAAUUUUGUGUUCCUUCUUUUGAUUACUGGACAAAAAGUUGUAAUUUCUGCCUUUAUCUGUUACUUUGUGAGGCAUCUUUUUGGUUUUCUUUUUCAGCUUGCUUGUUCAGCAUCAGUCUAGCCUUUUUCGUAUCUGGAUAAAUGACUCUUCUAAACAUCUGUUUCCAUUUCUUUUACUCGCUGCAGUUGGGUGGCAGUCACAUCCCAAUAACCAAUGCACCUACACAGAUCUGGAGUCAAGUGUUACGGCUGAGCUUCUGAUGUGUUGCCUGUUUGGCUGAAACACCUUCUGUGCUCUUACUGUGCUUAGAGUUUGAGCGAGAUCUGGAGCUGUGGUGGGGAAAGGAGGUGAUGGCUGCUUCCCACCCCUGGAAAACGUGCCAUCUUUGCUGCAGUUAGCCAGGUGGAAAGCAGCAGGCUGUAUUUUGUCAGGGUAGAAGCAUACUUAAUAUGACUUAACAUCCUCUGUGUGUGGCAGGUUUUUAUAAGAUGAUGAUGUACCAAACAGGAUUUGUCAAUGAGCCUUAAGAUGGUCAUCAUAGUUCUUAUAAUAAAAAGCAUUAGGUAAACAGCAGGAUUUAUUUCCUGCCUAUAUCAUUUUAUUCAUACGUGUUUGGGGAAAUAGCUGGAAACUUUGGUACAGUUUUGGGAAGGUCUUAGCAAGUUGGCAAGACAGCAGGUGAUUUCUCUACUGCUGUUAUCUGUUACCUGUUUUAGGGUAACUUUAAAGGUAUUGGUCAAGGCAUAGAAAUGUAGCAGUUCCUCUUAGAGCCAGGUGUGAUACAGGUGCACAUCAUAGAAGCUUAAUUACACAGCUUCGACCCCGCAGCUCAAUCUGAAUCACCAUCAGCUCAUCAUUUCUAUCCCUAAACAGAUGAGGGGGAAACAACAGCUGUUCUCACAGCCCCAAACUCAUCUUUCCAGUAGCUGUGGCCUUAAAUUGCAGAAGCUGGGGUGGAGGGAGGGCAUCUUGAGUUUGCACCCUUUGAAUAUUUGAAUGGUCUCCUGGAAGCAAACCCCUGUGGAUCUCUUGCACCAUUCCCUUCUGGAACCCCACUGUAACCCCUCAGCUGUGUUGAGCAAGCUACUGGUACUGGGAUUUGUUGGGUUGCAGCUGUUGUGGCACAAACCUUGGACGGAAAGUUGUAGCGGGGGAAAAAAGCUAGGAAAGAAUAAGGACAGUGAGAAGUCAGGGUGGGAAGGCAGAAAUCUAAGUGUAUUGCUUUAUUGACUGGGGAGAUGGGUUACAGAAACUGCUACUGAUUCAGGGCGGUGCUUCAGUGGGGAUCUGAGCUGUCAACACUUGAUUUCAAACUCUUACUCCGUUUUGGCACUGAUCUUGGAUGUUCAGAAAGGAUGUAUGAUGUUCAUAGUAACUCCCUUCUGUUCCCUGUCCAUUGUCAAUUUCCCCACUGCCCCUGAAUCAGCCUUUGAAGUUUAGUAUCUGCUUUUGGCAGCCCAGAGUGUGGUCUUGCAGCCAUCUUUUUGCUAAAAUUUAACUACUACAUUGAAGGUAUUUUGUUUUAAGGCUGUUUCAUGCUUAGUGUCUAAUUUUAAUGAAAUGAAAGUCUUUCUUACCAUAGCUGAUCAUUGUAAAAAAGUAAAUUCUUCUCCUUUAACAAAACAAAUGAAUAUUGUAUCAUUUCUUUUUCUCAAGCAGGCUGUUCUGUAAUGGCCUGUGCCAUUUACAAAGCUGGAGAUGAUAAAAAA